Molecule: messenger RNA, 1608 nt
Organism: Pterocles gutturalis (yellow-throated sandgrouse)
Lineage: Eukaryota; Metazoa; Chordata; Aves; Pterocliformes; Pteroclidae
Gene: FRK
Product: fyn-related Src family tyrosine kinase
Exons: 8
Coding region: 1-1608 (535 amino acids)
Biological process (GO): cell differentiation; protein phosphorylation; innate immune response
Cellular component (GO): extrinsic component of cytoplasmic side of plasma membrane
Molecular function (GO): ATP binding; signaling receptor binding; non-membrane spanning protein tyrosine kinase activity
Source: RefSeq, a predicted model, not a curated record
AUGGGAAACUUUUGUCAGAAGUACUGCAUCUGUUUGGAGCCCCACAUCCCUUGCUUAUUCUCAGGGAGAGACAGUGAGCAGGAUGAGAAAGGCGGCCAAGUCUUCACCAACCUUGCUGUGGUAAGGCACGACUUCCAAGCAGGACAGAAAGACAGCAACAGAAAGAUAAAAGAAAAACCUUUACCUCCACUGCCUGGCCAGCAUCUGGUGAAUAUUUGCAGAUUUGUGGCACUCUUUGACUAUGAGGCUCGUACUGAGGAGGACUUGAGCUUCCGAGCCGGGGAUAAACUUGAAGUUCUGAAUGCAUCCCAUGAGGGCUGGUGGUAUGCUAGGCUCCUCCUGCCAGCAGGGUCAGUCUCUCCUGGCCGCAAGCUCCAGGGCUACAUCCCUGCCAACUACAUAGCUGCUGACCAGAGCAUCGAAGCUGAGCCAUGGUUUUUUGGCCCAAUCAAACGAGCAGAUGCCGAGAGACAACUGUCAUACCCUGGAAACCAGGCAGGAGCCUUCCUAAUCCGAGAAAGUGAAAGCCUGAAAGGCGAAUACUCACUUUCAGUUUUUGAUGGUGUAUCUGUGAAGCACUACAGGAUCAGAAAGCUGGAUGAAGGAGGCUUUUUCUUAAGCAGAAGGAAAACUUUUAAAACUCUGAAUGAGUUUGUUGACUAUUACAGUAAGAACAGCGAUGGCCUCUGUGUGGUUCUUGGAAAGCCAUGCCCAAAGGUUCAAAUUCCUGCCACUUUUGAUUUGUCGUAUAAAACUGUCGAUCAGUGGGAGAUUGACCGACAGUCUCUGAAAUUGUUGAAAAAAUUAGGAUCUGGUCAGUUUGGUGAGGUAUGGGAAGGACUGUGGAAUAAUACCACCCCUGUGGCAAUUAAAACAUUAAAACCAGGUUCAAUGGAUCCAAAGGACUUUCUGAGGGAAGCACAAAUAAUGAAGAACUUGAGACAUCCAAAGCUUAUACAGCUUUAUGCUGUUUGUACUUUGGAGGACCCAAUUUAUAUUAUUACUGAGCUGAUGAGAUAUGGAAGUCUUCUAGAAUACCUUCAAAAAGAUGCUGGCUCCCAAAUCUUCCUGCCACAACAAGUAGACAUGGCUGCUCAGGUGGCUUCCGGGAUGGCUUACCUUGAAUCCCAGAACUAUAUCCAUCGGGAUCUGGCAGCCAGGAAUGUUCUUGUUGGUGAACAUGGUGUUUACAAAGUGGCAGACUUUGGACUUGCAAGAGUUUUUAAGGUAGAGAAUGAAAACGUAUAUGAAGCUAGGCCUGAGACAAAACUCCCAGUGAAAUGGACAGCCCCAGAGGCAAUCCGCUACAACAAAUUCAGCGUUAAGUCAGAUGUCUGGUCAUUUGGAAUACUUCUGUUUGAAAUAAUCACCUACGGGAAGAUGCCUUAUGCUGGUAUGACAGGACACCAGGUGAUCCAGAUGCUGGACAAGGGGUACAGACUUCCUCAGCCGGAGACCUGCCCAGCACCAUUCUACCAGCUGAUGCUGCAGUGCUGGAGUGCGGAGCCAAGCGGGCGGCCCACCUUCGAGGCCCUCUGUGAGCAGCUGGAGACCUACUUCGAGACUGACUCCUCGUCAUAUGCUCACGCCCAGGCUGUGGUGAAAUGA